Messenger RNA from Cynara cardunculus var. scolymus (artichoke), 1525 nucleotides. RefSeq names its product RNA-binding protein BRN1. The record is from RefSeq and is a predicted model, not a curated record. Lineage: Eukaryota; Viridiplantae; Streptophyta; Magnoliopsida; Asterales; Asteraceae. The transcript is spliced from 9 exons. Gene Ontology annotation, cellular component: cytosol; ribonucleoprotein complex; cytoplasm. Gene Ontology annotation, molecular function: mRNA binding. Bases 72 to 1343 code for a protein of 423 amino acids.
UAGAGAGAGAAAGUUCGAGAUCACAGAGAGAGAGAGAGAGAGAGAGAGGGAGAGAGAGAGAGACGGCAUUAAUGGCGGAAGGUCACAUGCCGCAAAAACACAGCGACGAGAGUGUGAAGCUGUUCGUCGGCCAAGUUCCGAAGCAUAUGACGGAGGCACAACUCAUAGCAAUGUUCAAAGAGUUUGCUCUUGUGGACGAAGUCAACAUCAUCAAAGACAAGGCUACGCGAGCUUCUCGAGGUUGUUGUUUUGUUAUAUGUCCAUCUAGGGAGGAAGCAGACAAGGCCGUGGAUGCGUUUCAUAAUAAAAGUACCUUGCCCGGGGCAUCUAGUCCAUUGCAAGUGAAAUACGCUGAUGGCGAGUUGGAACGGCUAGAACACAAACUUUUCAUUGGUAUGCUUCCUAAGAAUGUUUCGGAAGGUGAAGUUUCAGCAUUAUUUUCACAAUAUGGAACCUUAAAAGACUUGCAAAUUCUUAGAGGUUCUCAACAAACGAGCAAAGGUUGCGCUUUUGUGAAGUACGAGACAAAAGAACAAGCUGUUGCUGCUAUAGAGGACCUUAAUGGAAAACACAAGAUGGAGGGUUCAACUGUCCCUUUGGUUGUUAAAUGGGCAGACACCGAAAAGGAAAGGCAAGCUAGAAAGGCUCAGAAAGCUCAAUCGCUGGCUUCUACUUUAGCAAAUGUUGACCCGACACAACAUCCAUCUUUAUUCGGAGCACUUCCAAUGGGUUAUAUGUCACCAUAUAAUGGCUAUGGGUAUCAGGCUACUGGAACUUAUGGGCUCAUGCAGUAUCGCCUUCCCCCGAUGCAGAAUCAACCCCCGUUCACCAACCUGUCUCCAAACCAAGCAAAUGCAUUACGAGGAGGAUCUCCAAGAAACUAUGCAGUUCCCCCAGCCGGUUAUAUGGGAUCUGCUUAUCCAGCCAUGCCAAGGGUUCAGUAUCCUCUGGCAUACCCUGGUGGAAUGAGGCCUUUCAGUGGUCCUCCUAGCCCAGUACCACCAGAAGUUGCAAAGAAUCAUAUUGCAACAUCUUCAACCGUCAGCGCAAGUGCCACCGAUCAUGUUGAAGGUCCACCUGGUGCUAAUCUGUUUAUUUAUCAUAUUCCUCAAGAAUUUGGCGACGAGGAGCUCGCAAAUGCCUUUCAAGCAUUUGGAAGGGUCUUGAGUUCCAAGGUUUUUGUCGACAAGGCAACUGGUGUUAGCAAGUGCUUCGGUUUCGUCAGUUAUGACUCCCCAACUGCUGCUCAAUCAGCAAUUAAUACGAUGAAUGGAUACCAGUUAGGUGGUAAAAAAUUGAAGGUUCAACUUAAAAGAGACAACAAACAAAAUAAAGCUUAUUGAUUUGAUGGUAAGCUAUGGAAGGCUGCAGAACUCUAUUGACGGUGCAUGCUAUCCCAUCCCACUUGUAGCCAAAGCCCUGACACUUGUAAUACUUUGUUAAAAUUGUGUGCCUCUGUAAUCUGUAAUUGUGUAACAUAUUAAUUCAUUUAGUCAUUGACUUUCAAUAUAUCGAUUCUUUCCUC